This is a messenger RNA of Molossus molossus (Pallas's mastiff bat), 2666 nucleotides long. It is a transcript of the gene BLZF1, whose product is annotated as basic leucine zipper nuclear factor 1. Gene Ontology annotation, biological process: Golgi to plasma membrane protein transport; Golgi organization. The record is from RefSeq and is a predicted model, not a curated record. The coding region runs from base 307 to 1491 and encodes 394 amino acids. Lineage: Eukaryota; Metazoa; Chordata; Mammalia; Chiroptera; Molossidae. Gene Ontology annotation, cellular component: Golgi membrane. The transcript is spliced from 7 exons.
GGAGCCAGCGCCGCAGGGUCUGCGUUACUGGCGUUAAACGCGCCGCAGAGCGCGUGUGCCCACUUGUUCGGGAAACGCGUUCCGGAAGCGGAACCCGGGGCGAUCCAGCGGAAGUGAGUAGUGGAGAGCGAGGCGCUGACGUCAGGAGGCCGGGGCGGGGCGGCUCGGAUGCAAGGGGCCUGGGCGGGGAAGUGAAGCGCUGGUUCCGAGCCGACCCGCCUGGAGAGAGCAGCCCCCGGAGCAGGGAGUGAGCGUCGCAGCGGUUUUUCAGUAGAAGUCUUGGGGUGCAUUUUCAUUGGUUAAAAAAUGACUACUCUUGAGAAUUUAGAAACUAAAGUCACCCUGACUUCCACCCCAGUCCGAGGAGCGGGAGAUGGAAUGGAAACUGAGGAGCCAUCCAAGCCUGUUGAAGUUGCCCCUGGAGCCCAGCCUCGGAAGCCCCAGGUCCUUCAGAGCCCACGAAAGAAAGCCGUCACAUCCCAGAGCCCGGGUGUCCUACAGCUGGGGAAGCUUCCCACGGAAAAAGCAGUGGAGGUCGAAGCCAUGAGGAUAAUAGUUCCCAAGGCUGCUAUCACCCACGUGGUCCCCAACAAAACUGCCAAGGCGAAGCCUGUGGGCCGCCCUACAGGAGAGCUCCCUGGCCAGUCGGAGGGGGCCGCAGAGGCGAAGAGCACACUGGAGAAGCUCCAGAGCUCCGAGAGGAGGUUACUGCAGGACAGGGAGGGUCUUUCCAACCAGCUCCGCGUGCAGACGGAGGUCAAUCGGGAGUUGAAGAAGCUCCUGGUGGCUUCAGUUGGCGACGAUCUUCCCUAUCACUUCGAACGUCUGGCCCGUGAGAAAAACCAGCUUAUUUUAGAAAAUGAAGCCCUAAGUCAGAACACAGCUCAGCUGGCCGAGCAGUUAGAACGAAUGUCAAUACAGUGUGAUGUAUGGCGAAGCAAAUUCCUCGCGAGCAGGGUCAUGGCAGACGAGCUGACCAGCUCCAGGGCCACUCUGCUGCGGCAGCACCGGGACAGCCAGGGCGCGCUGCAGGACCUGCUGAGUGAGCGGGAACAGCUUCGCCAGGAACUGAGCGCCACCCACAAAUUGCUGGAGGGGCUCCUGGUCUCCUUGCAGUGGGGCCGAGAGCAAACCUACUACCCGAGCGCACAGCCUCACAGCACAGCAGAACUGGCAGCAACAAACCACAAGUUGGCAAAAGCAGUAUAUUCUCAUCUUCUGGGAAAUGUUGGAACCAACAGUCAGAAAAAGAUUCUGCCAACAGCUGAAUUCUGCAGCACCCCAGCGGAAAAAAUGGCUGAAACGGUUCUACGCAUUUUGGCCCCGGUCACCUGUACAGAGAGCUCAGCUGACAAUCCAUUUUCUGCGUCUUCACCAACCACCUUACUUGCUACAAAGAAAAACAUUGGGCGAUUCCACCCCUACACUAGAUAUGAAGAUAUAACUUUCAAUUGCUGCAAUAAUUGCCAGGGAGAACUCACUGUCCUCUAACGUGUCCCGCUGGGCGCGUGCUGCAGGCAUGUGCCUGUUACUCGAGAGUCGUUACUGUUCAGGGGCUGGGGUUUCUACAGUGUUAGACGUGCUCUGCUUUCUAUUCAAAUAAUGCAUAUCCCCAAAGAUGUUUCAUGUACUAGACUUCAGAUGACCCUUUCCUAAUAAAUGUCUCAGGGUAAGAAAAGAUUGAAAUGAUGCAGAUAUCUCUAAAGUAGAGAAUGCUUCCCAGGCAUUACAGAAUGCUUGUCCUAAAGGACUCUAAAUGGAAAAAAUUAUAUCCCUUCCUUCAGGCCCUAUGUUGUGUCUGUUGCUCUGUCCCAUAUGAGCAGAUGCCAUUCUGAUCAUUGAAAUCGGUGACCAGCAAACUGGAGCCUGGGCCCUCUGCAGCCACACCCAUCCGGCUGCCUUCGCCUGUGGUGGGCGCGCUUAGAAGAUGGGGCGGCCGGAGGCAGGCAGAGCUGCGCGGAGGGCACGGCUGCAGAGCCCAAACCAGUCCCUGUCCCACCCUUGCCGGUUUUCGGACCUGCUGUAAAGCGGUGAUCGGCAGAGGAGUCGGGGGAGGAGUGUUCUCCCUCUCCAGUGAAUUAUGUGGGGGGCUAGAAAGGGGGCUUGGGAAAUACUAUAGGUGAAGGGACAAAUAUUUUAAAAAUAAAUGCGAUAUACUAGAAAACUAGAAGUAUUUUACAACCACAGUAACAAGUGCUUCAGCAAAAAGUGCUCGUGUCGGUUUGUGCGGGGGAUUCCAUCUUUUGAAUGGACACUGCCUGGCAUAUAUAAAAGAAACAGAUUCUAACUAGUGAGCUCAUUUUGGCAAAGCCACAAAAAUAUCCAAUUUGAUAUUUAUGAAAUACGGUGGAGAAAGGAUCUUUCUAGAAUACUGUACAAACUCAAACAUGAAAUCCAUCAAUGAAUUUAUAUUAUGUAAUAUCUAUUAUUGUUUAUGAUGGACAAUCACAAAACACUCUUUUAUAGGCCUUUAAAACUAUCCAUAAAAUGUUUAUACCAAAUUAUGUUAAUUGGUUACAGAAGUGCCUGUCAGUAGAGAAAUCUUCAAAAAACAAAUCUGGUGAAACUGUAAUAUAUUUUAAUGUCAACCUAAUGUGUUUUUUUGUCUGACUCAUUGGAGUUAUAUUUGAAAUUUUAUGUGGCAAUAAAUUUCUCUAUCUUCUUUA